GCUCACUGCACGCUGCAGGCAACCAGCUGCAAACAGAGAACAGCGGAGUACUGCAGUGAACGGAGCCGGUGGAGCCGAGGAGUGUCCAAGCCGCUCGUUAUUCUUCACUCAAGAACCUGCUCCAUGGAUCCACUCCACAGUGGGAGCUGAAUGUGAAAGACAGGAUUUGUGUCUUCCAGGGGAAUCUGUGAAAUCAUUUGGACGAUACUGACAUGUUGGGGACUCAUCUUCACAUGUGUCUGUGAAACAUCGCUGGAAAUGGAGUGAGAGGUGACAAUAAAGAGACCUACGGCAACUCGGAGGAGAUCUAUUGUGGAUCUAUUAUCUUGGCGACAUGCUUUCAUUUUGAGGGAUGGAACAAGGGGAGUCUGUCUUUGACCAGGGGCUUACCAGGCGGUGGAGAGAAACCAUAUGAUGUCUUUUUUAAAUGAGGACAAGUCAGCGUUUAAAAGCACAUUCUGAGAUACUGCAAGAAAAGCAUACACUACAAUGGCUGGUGAGUUUGAAGGCUGACACAAAGAACAGCUUCAUCCAUGGCCCACAGUUGGGGCUCCACCACAUGUGCAGCUCAGGGUAUACAGAGUGUACCCGCCUUGUGGAUUUCUUACUUUUACCUCCACCACUGACACUAAAAAUGGACUCAAUCGCUUCUGAAGUCAAGAAGUUUUAAAAACAAUUCUUGCAUGUCUUCAGGGCUGUCUAGUGGAGGUAUGGGUGAUGCUAAAGUCAUCAGUCUGAGCCACUGUGGAGAGAUGUCGAACAUUGAGAUGCAAGCACCUGUUGGAAGAGGAUAUAUGAAAAACUGGAUUUUAAAAACUACAACAUGUUACCACAGACAACAGGUUCUUGUGUGUCUCUCUUUCCCCCUCAUCCCUAUCUUCCUGCUCCUCUUCUCCCUGGUUACACCCACUCUGUCCAUUCAUAUGGAGUCCAUAGAGAGCCACAGCGAGUUCAGCUGUGAGCCCAUCAGACUGAGAAUGUGCCAGGAUCUGCCUUACAACACCACCUUUAUGCCCAAUCUACUGAAUCACUAUGACCAGCAAACGGCUGCACUAGCCAUGGAGCCUUUUCAUCCCAUGGUGAACUUAGUGUGCAGUGCCGACCUGAGGAUGUUCCUGUGCGCCCUGUACGCUCCGGUGUGCGCUGCAUACGGUCAGGUGUCUAUGCCGUGUCGAUCCCUCUGCCAGCGGGCCAAGGAUGAGUGCAACAAACUCAUGGAGGUAUUUGGAGUAGCCUGGCCAGAUGACAUGGAGUGUAGCAGGUUCCCAGAUUGUGACGAGCCCUAUCCUCGUCCGGAGGACCUGCUAACAGGCUCUGACCCCACUGACCAGUCAUCCAUGACUGUCCAGAGAGACUACGGUUUCUGGUGCCCCAGAGAGCUCAAGGUCGACCCAGACCUGGGUUACACAUUCAUGGGCAAGAAGGACUGUUCUGCCCCGUGCCCCUCGAUGUUCUUCGACCAGCAGGAGCUGACCUUCAUCCGCUACUUCAUUGGAGUUGUUUCCACUCUCUGUCUGUCAGCAACGCUCUUCACCUUCCUGACGUUUCUCAUCGAUGUGACCAGAUUUCGAUACCCUGAGCGGCCAAUAAUCUUCUACGCUGUGUGUUAUGUCAUGGUGUCACUGGUUUUCUUUCUGGGGUUCUUGUUGGAAGACAGGGUAGCGUGCAACGCAUACAGCCCAUCCCUGUUCAGAGCUGCAACUAUAACACAAGGCUCACAUAACAAGGUGUGCACCCUGUUCUUCAUGGUCCUGUAUUUCUUCACCAUGGCCGGCAGCAUGUGGUGGGUCAUACUGACAAUCACUUGGUUCCUGGCCGCUGUGCCUAAAUGGGGCAGUGAGGCCAUCGAGAAGAAAGCCCUCCUCUUCCAUGCUGUUGCCUGGGGGUUUCCAGGGGCCCUGACUGUCACCCUGUUGGCCCUGAACAAAAUUGAAGGAGAUGGGAUCAGUGGAGUGUGUUUCAUAGGGCUGUAUGACAUAGAUGCCCUGAGGUGGUUUGUUCUGGCACCACUCUGCCUCAACGUGGCGGUGGGUGUCUCUCUCCUAUUAGUGGGCAUUGUUGCUCUGAACCGGGUGCGCAUGGAGAUCCCUCUGGAGAAGGAGAACCAGACAAAACUAGUCAAGUUCAUGAUCCGUAUGGGAGUGUUCUCGGUGCUCUACCUGGUCCCCUUGUUGACUGUGAUUGGAUGCUACUUCUACGAACACACCUACAGAAAGAUUUGGGAGACAACGUGGAUGGAGAAGAACUGCAAGCACUAUCACAUCCCCUGCCCGUACAAGGUGGAGCAGACCGGCCGCCCAGCCAUGGUUAUGUUCCUACUUAAAUAUCUGAUGAUGUUGGUGGUGGGGAUUCCCUCAGUUUUCUGGGUGGGCAGUAAGAAGACCUGUUUUGAAUGGGCAAGCUUCCUGCAUGGACGCAGACGCAAAGACAGUGGGGUCAAUGAGUCUCGUCAGGUGCUGCAGGAGCAGCCAGACUUUGCCCAGUCUCUGCUGCGUGAACCCAACACCCCCAUUGUCAGGAAGUCCAGAGGAACAUCCACUCAGGGCACAUCUACCCACGCCUCUUCCACCCACUUGGCUGUCCUAGAUGACCUUGAUGAGCCAGUCAGAACUCACCAUGGCCAUCCCACCUCCACCAGGAGUAAGGCCAGUAGUGUCCACAGCAAGGCCAGCUACCACGGCAGCCUGCGCCGCACUCGUGACGACAGGAGUGAUACUAUGGUUCACCGAGGUACAGAGGAGUGCAGUUUCCAUGGCAGCAUGCCACGUCUCGACCACCCGCUCUCCGCUCACGGCAGCCUCCAUCAGAUAGACAGCAACUCAAGGCAUGGCAGCCAGCGAGACGAAUCUGAGGCCCCACCUACACUCAUCACCUACGGAACAACAGGAAGUGACAGCCAAGCUGCAGAGAAUGACGGCACCAGCGCCUGAGAAGAGGCGAUUAUUAUAAAGAUGCUGUCGAUGCCUUUUAAAGGAAGAUUUGCCCUGUGCUGAUACACACCCGUCUGUUUAGUGUGUAGGAGUUUCCCUUGAAGGUGGAGAAUGUACCAGUGAGUGCUGUGGUGCUGAUUAUUGCCGUCAGUUCCUUGCUGAUCAUUUGUUAGCAGUGUGGCUAACACAGAUCAGUCACUGAACUUGACUGAUCUUGCAUAGAUUCAGUUUAGUGUCACUGUUAGCUGGACAAGUUUGUUUACGUAACAGUUUGAAUUUACACAGCAGAUGUCCCUUGAAUACUUGUCAGGCUGAGCCAACAACACCUCCAUCAGUGAUGCUGACAUUAUUCAGGGAUCAUUUUGGUUGUACCCAGGUAAACCAGAGCUGGCACUGAAUAGGAAACACUAAAAAAAGUGGGAUGUCAUCAGACUUACAAGAACACUUAGCAUUAUUUCCAAAACAUGAUCUGUCACCAUCUUGCAGGACCUACAUGAAUAUUAUUAAAUAUGUGAACACUGCCGAGUAUUGCUUUUGUAACACUCCUAACUGGUUUGCCUACUCUCACAUAAAAGUUGACUUACUGAAGUCAGUCUGUACUAAGACUUGAUUAUUCCCGACCUGUUUGCUCUGGACUGCAGCUCUUAAUGAACGAUGUUUAUCUUUGUGUGGCUUCAGCUACUGAUACAUAUGGGCUUAAUGUAAAAUCGUGGACCUCUCUGUGGUUUAGUGAAAUAUUUUUAUACUGUGAAAAUUGUCCAUCUGCUGCUGAAAGCUUCAUUACAUGAGUGUGUAUGAGAGAGCAUGAGUGAAUGAGAGAUAGACACCAACUGUCAUAUUUUUUUUCAAAUUUCAAUUCUCGCCUCCAGUGGUGACCGGAGAGAGACUAAUGGAGGGAGCUGACAGAUCUUUGUAACCCAGAAUGUAGAAGGGUUGUUUCAGAGUCAGAAAGACGGUGAUAUAAUACAGACAUGGUCGGGUGAAGUGAGCUGGAAUAAUGUGUGUGCACUUAGACACACACUCACAUUUAUUCCAGCUCAUGCUGCUUUUUGGCCUCCCCAAGUCAUCUUAGCACUGACAUGUCUGCAUUAGCUUGAUAGAGUUAGAAGAGUAGUUGUCCAAAAAAUAAAAGAAGCAGCGUACUGAUCAAAGGUGGCUGAUAUCCAGAGUAUUGUAACCCAAAUUUAGAAAGUCCCCUGGCUGCGAUGACUGGAGUGCAGCUUAAAAAUGAAAUCAACUAUUCUGAAAUCUAUCACAUACACGAGGCUGAAAGGUUGUUUUUGAGAGCUGAGUGCUUUUUUUCUAAUGUAAUUUUCACCACUGUACUUGAUAAUGUACUUUAACUGCUAUUGUACAUGCUCUUUGCUGGUGUUUGUUUGUUUGUUUUGUUGUUCAGACAUAGAACUGAGACUUACCCAAAGAGGUGCAGAUAACUGGCAGUGAUACUGUAGGAAAAAAAAAAGUUUGCUAAUAGCGCAUUGCUACAUUUUCUCUGACAUUAUUUUACGUUUAAGUAAAUGUUACAGGAGGUGUAUAGUGUAAAUGUUUUUCUAUAAUUUGUGUUUUGUUCCCUUGAGACCCAAUUAACCUACCUCACCUGUACCCUCAGCCUUCUCUGUACCUGUGGGCGCACACACACACAUUUACAUUAUUAGGUGCUUUAUGUAAAGCAAAAAAAAAACCUCAUGAACUCAACAUGAAUAUUUCUGAACUUAUGUAAAAUAUAAAAAUCAAACACACUUAAUUGACUCACUCAUGGUUUCUGCCUUCAACACACACACACUCAUCAGUAGGCUAUCUGUCGCUGUCUGUCCGUCCUUCCCACAGCUGGCUUUGUGUUUUUCCAGUCUACCUCUUCAGUUCAACUCUCUGGCCUUUUACUGCUGCCUCUCUCCUCCUGUCUGUCUCCACCUGUCAUGACCAACCACCUACUGUCAGCGUACCUGCCUGCCUCUCUGUUGUACAUAUUGUCUGUUCUAUUUGAUGACUAAUCUGCCUCACAUCUGCCUUCUGCCUCUCCUCCUGUAAAUGGGCCCACGCUUAUCUUUUUCUGGACCUACAGCAACUGUCUGUAUUCUUUCGAUUCACGACUGCUUAUUAACAUUAACCGUUGUGCUUUUACCUCUGAAUUGGACAAAACGAGAGAUGCUGUGUCAGACACCGUCAUUGAACUCAAGAGGAAAUCUUAUUAAAUAUCUCAUUCUUGUUAGUUCACGGCAGUCUGUGAUCAUUAAUAUUAACACCCCCCCCCCAUUGAGACAUGAGGAAGAAGAGCUCUCCUUGCUCCCCAGUUUCUGAUGUCAUGCUGUGAUACAGCUUCAGAGUGAACCGCAGUCGCUUGAAAAUAUGACACGUUAUCAACGAUGGUUAAAAAAUAUAAUAUUGUGAAUUUUGAAACUUGAGUUGUAUUUGCCUUUUAAUUUAUUUGCAGUUUGGGACUGUAAUGACUUCUUUUACAUGCAGUCUAAUAAACUUUUUAUAGACUAA
This is a messenger RNA of Epinephelus lanceolatus (giant grouper), 5417 nucleotides long. Its product is annotated as frizzled-3-like. Gene Ontology annotation, molecular function: Wnt-protein binding; Wnt receptor activity. Gene Ontology annotation, biological process: non-canonical Wnt signaling pathway; canonical Wnt signaling pathway. The record is from RefSeq and is a predicted model, not a curated record. Gene Ontology annotation, cellular component: plasma membrane. Lineage: Eukaryota; Metazoa; Chordata; Actinopteri; Perciformes; Serranidae.